Messenger RNA from Bactrocera neohumeralis, 1525 nucleotides. Its product is annotated as putative nuclease HARBI1. NCBI's taxonomy places the organism in Eukaryota, Metazoa, Arthropoda, Insecta, Diptera, Tephritidae. The record is from RefSeq and is a predicted model, not a curated record. Bases 308 to 1369 code for a protein of 353 amino acids. The transcript has 3 exons.
CUAACAUUCCCCACCUUGUCCUAGGCACUUUGAACUCGUACUAAACUAUUUUUGAUAACACAACUUUUUAUAAAUUUUACUAUACUAGGCACUUUUUGACUCUUUUGAAAUAAGAACACGUGUGGUUCUAGUGGAUUGCUAGAUGCAAAUCAAAUCUUUAUUUCUGAAAUACCAAUAUACAGGCUGGUUCUGGAAUCCGAGUGGAAGUGGAAAUCAAAAUGAAUGCAAAAACGAGUGAAUUUGAUUUUGGUGUUCUGAAAUCCGAGUUUUUUUUCAUUUUAGAACUCGUUUUGUAUUCACCCUAUAAAUGAACUUUUCAUCUGUCAAAUGUAAAAAUGAACUUGAUAUCUGUCAAAUUAUUUGUCAACAAGAAAAAUUAAAACGGGGCGUAAUAAAAAUGAGUGCUUUGGUUAUAUUUUCAUCAAUUAUUUUAGAAAGGGAAUUACACGCAGAGGAAGCUGUUAGCAGGAGGAUUUUACCUGACCAUUCAAAUCCAUUAGAUGUACCGGAUUUCAAGUUUGUGGCAAGCUACCGGGUAAACAAAAGUGCUUUUGAAAUGGUGGUAAGCGUCGUAGCUCCGCAUGUCAAGGAAAGUAGCAUCCCGGCACGACUGCAGUUGGCGGCCACACUAAGAUUUUUAGCCGAAGGUGGCUUUCAAAAAUCAGUAGGGAAGGAUGUUGGUGUUGCAAUGGGUCGCAGUACAAUUGCGAAAGUUCUUAAGCGGCUGCUUAAUGUUUUAGAAAAAUACAUUUGUCCACGAUGGAUUAAACUUAAUAUGACGGAGGCCGAAAUAGCCGCAUCAAAACAACAUUUUUUACAAAACUUCGGCAUACCUGGCGUGGUUGGAUGUGUAGACGGAACACAUUUUCGGAUAACAAAGCCACAUAAAGAUCCAAGCCUUUUCUACAACCGAAAAGGAUAUUUCAGCAUCAACGCAAUGAUUAUUUGUGACUACAAUAUGACAAUAAGAGCAAUAGAUGCCCGUCGCCCUGGUUCAAGCCAUGACGCUUUAAUAUGGAGUGUGAGCAGAGCUCAAGAGUAUUUCCAACGCAACUACGAAGGCGGUGAACGUGGCUGUUGGCUUUUGGGUGAUGCUGGAUACGCAUUGCAACCAUAUUUGCUAACUCCGUUUAGAGAUCCAAGUGUUGCAACACCACAACAUACUUUUAAUCAAAGACACUCUUCGGCAAGGAAUAUUAUAGAAAGAACGAUAGGUGUUUUAAAAAGCCGAUUUAGAUGUCUUUCUCGUCUCCUACAGUACCAACCUCAAAAAGUAGUGCAGAUGACAAAUGUUUGCUGCGCUUUGCAUAAUAUUUGCAAAUACUAUAAAGUGCAAGAAUUGGUAGAGUUUGCCUCAGGAGAUGAUUAAAAAGGAAAACAGUUUUAAUGUAGAAAUAACAAACGAAACAACGCUUGAUGGAGAGGCUGCAAUAAUGCGAGAUACUAUAGCCAACCUACUUCAUACGAAUUCUUGAAAAUAAAGUGCGCGUUGAAAUAAUACAAAUAGAUAUUAAGUAAUGGAUUU